AUGAGUGUUGAUGAACAAGUUGCUAUCUUUCUUCACAUGCUUGCCCAUAAUAUUAAGAAUCGGGUCAUUAUUUGCAAUUUUUAUCGUUCGGGUGAAACAAUUAGUAGACUUUUUACUCGAGUUUGUAACGCGGUGAUAAGAUUGCAUUCACAUUUACUUAAGAAACCAGAACCUGUUCUUGAAGAUUCAACUGAUCAAAGAUGGAAGUGGUUUAAGAAUUGUCUAGGGGCUUUAAAUGGAACCCACAUAACUUGUAGGGUACCGCUCGAAGAGAAACCUAGAUAUAGAACAAGAAAGAAUGAUAUUGCUAUAAACGUCUUAGGGGUUUGCUCCCAAGAUAUACAAUUUAUUUAUGUAUUACCGGGAUGGGAGGGAUCAGCGGCUGAUGGUAGAGUGCUUCGAGAUGCCCUUGUUAGACCACAUGGAUUAAAAGUUCCAAGACCGGGUUAUUACUUGGUAGAUGCCAGUUAUACAAAUGGAGAAGGUUUUCUUGCCCCUUAUAGAGGUCAAAGGUAUCAUUUAAAUGAUUGGGGACACCAACCAACUACGCCAAAAGAAUUAUACAAUAUGAGACACUCUUCUGCAAGAAAUGUUAUAGAGAGAUGUUUUGGUAUUUUGAAGGGAAGAUGGGCUAUUUUAAGAGACAAUUCAUUUUAUCUGAUUGAUUUAAAGAAUAUAAUCAUAAUGGCAUGUUGUCUUCUCCACAACUUUAUAAGGCAAGAAAUGGCUAUAGAUCCAUUUGAAAACGAAGAACCAGAUCAGGGGACGGGAGACAAUGGAGAUGACGAUGACGAAAAUAUCACUUCUAUUGGGACAUCUAAUGAGUGGACAACAUUUAGAGAUAAUUUAGCUCAAACUAUGUUUGAAUCCUGGAAUUCUACACACUGA
Erigeron canadensis is the source of this 888-nucleotide messenger RNA. Its product is annotated as protein ALP1-like. The coding region runs from base 1 to 888 and encodes 295 amino acids. Lineage: Eukaryota; Viridiplantae; Streptophyta; Magnoliopsida; Asterales; Asteraceae. The transcript has 3 exons. The record is from RefSeq and is a predicted model, not a curated record.